AACUCUCAAUUAUCCAAUACACAAUUGUCUCUCUUUCUCUCUCCUAAGAAAACCUUGUGACUUCUAGUCAGAAGAAAAGUUCACUGGAAAUUUCAAAACUUUUUUCAAUGGCAAACUAUUUCACAGGAAACUCCAACAUUUUGUCAACCAAUAAUCCAUUUACAUUUCUAGAUAAUGAUGUUAGUUGGGAAUUGUCAAAUCCAUUCUUGGCAAUCAACCAAUAUUUAGCACAAAACUCAAACUUGGAUCAUCAAAGUUUCAUUGGUUUUUCCCAUGAUCAAAUAAUCAUUAAUCCCAAUGAUCAAACAUCUGAAUUCCAUGUAAAAACUGCUAAAGAUGUUCAAGCUAAUUCAGCUGUAUCAUCUGGGAAUGGAAAUGAAUGCAGUGGAAAUGCAACCAACAACAAAAGAAAAGCAGAGGAUUUGGCAGAAAGCAGCAGCUCUUUGUACUCAUCAUCUCCUACAUCGAAUGAUCGAGCUCGAGUAAAGAAAAAUAGUUCAAACAGAGGAAAAAGAAGCAAAAGUAAUGAUAAAGAAGAAGGAAACCUCAAAGAAGUUGUUCAUGUUAGAGCUAGGCGUGGCCAAGCUACUGAUAGUCAUAGUAUUGCAGAAAGGGUAAGAAGAGGAAAGAUUAAUGAGAGGCUUAGAUGCUUGCAGGACAUUGUUCCUGGUUGCUACAAGACAAUGGGCAUGGCCGUGAUGUUAGAUGAGAUAAUCAAUUAUGUUCAGUCAUUGCAGAAUCAAGUUGAUUUUCUGUCAAUGAAACUUACUGCUGCCAGUCAAUUUUACGAUUUUAACGCCGAAAACGAGCCUGCAGAGAAAAAACAGAAGAUAAAGAUAUGCAACAGUGGAGAAACAGAAGAAGUGGAAAGAAUUAUUAGCAAAGAAGGAUAUGAUCAAGCACUACCCAAUUUCUUUCAACCAACAUGGCCCUUUUGACUUGGAUUUUGGAUUGUUGCUCCCGAUUGCUUUGUAUUUGAUGACAUGUGAUUCAUCCUCUUCUCAUUGUCAUUUUUAGUAACCCCUAAAAAUUAACAUAAGAACUAAAUUAAAUUCAACAAUUAUUUUAGGAAAAGGAUAAUUUACUUCUCCAUAGAUAAUUCCUCAUUAUUUAGUGUAAUUCAUUCAUUUCCCUAUCAAUAUUUGAAAGGGUACGUUGUCUAAAUUUUAUUGGCUAAUAAUAAAGGAGAGAAAAUUUAUGUUUUAUUUA
Messenger RNA from Spinacia oleracea (spinach), 1209 nucleotides. RefSeq names its product transcription factor BEE 3. Gene Ontology annotation, molecular function: protein dimerization activity; DNA-binding transcription factor activity. Gene Ontology annotation, cellular component: nucleus. The coding region runs from base 108 to 938 and encodes 276 amino acids. Gene Ontology annotation, biological process: regulation of DNA-templated transcription. NCBI's taxonomy places the organism in Eukaryota, Viridiplantae, Streptophyta, Magnoliopsida, Caryophyllales, Amaranthaceae. The record is from RefSeq and is a predicted model, not a curated record. The transcript has 6 exons.